AUGUCUGCGAUCCACGCCGCCUUCCUCGCCAUACUUGGCGUGACCAGAGCUCUCGUCCUUCCCAGGGACCUCACUGCCGAUGUCCGCGGACGGGAUUGGCAGUCGGCGGUGCAGAACAUCAACGGCAUGAACUCGAUCCUCACCCUCCUUCCGGUCUUGACGGGCAAAGUCCAGAAUGUCAAGCUGAUCGCCAGUCGCAUCUUUCCCGCGUCGUUUGUGGUGGCCGGGAUCGGCGCCGGUCGAGUGUUAUCCAAGUUGCAGCUGGGCAUCCUACUGUGGAGUUUUGAGCUCUACCGCAACACCGUGGCCGAGUUGUCCUACGCCCACGACGAGUACGUGAACAGGUACAUGCCCAAAUUGCGGCACAUCCCCUCUGGCACCGCCGAGCGGCAUACGACGAACCUGAUCAUCAAUCACAACCCUGCCGAGGCAUACAUGGUGGAAACGUGGUUCCAGGCUCGAGGGUGCCCGUCGACUAUCCGACUGAAGCAGAACAACUACACAAGGCUGUUGCUGGGAUCCGUCAUUUAUCUCGCAGUCUACGGUGCAGAGACUUUUCUGGCGGUCCAGAAUGGGGCUGAUGGAACCGGCCGGCUGUUGAUCAUUGUGCAGGUCAUCUGUGUCUCCUUGUGGCUGGGGGCCGUCAUCAUGAUACAAAUCGCCCGCGGCCAGGGCAAGGCUGAAGUUCAGCUCAACCGCACGGGUUCGCCGGAAUAUCGUUGCCUCCAGAUGCCCACGGCUGGGGAGAACGUCACCUGCGAAGUCCUCAGUUUCCAUCUCGACAACCUCAACGGGUUCCAGCUGUACGGGGGAAGAUACGAGCAGCCGAUCUUGAGGGUCGCGGGUGCCCUGAUCCUCGUUAGUGGGGUCCUGGAUGUGGUCUCAACCGUGUUGAUCGUCGGCCUGACCGCUUGGGCGUACCCGUGGAUCGGGAUCGAGGUUGUCAUUAUCGUGACCAAGGUCAUCUUUUGCCUCGAGCCGACGCGGGAAAUUGAGAUUGCGAGCGUAGCUUUUGCCACGGACGGUUUCGAUCAGAGCGCCCCCGAUCCGCUGCCCCUAAAGAUCCAGUCCGGGGAUGACUUCGUGUGGCACAAAGUCACGACCGAUUACAACAUCGUCCACGAACCCCGUACAAACAGGGACUGGCGCUCGACAACAGCUGGACUGUGGGUUGGCCAGGUCUACAACGCGCCUGACAGCUCCGGGGGGUUCUCCGUGAGGUACCUAGGCACCGAUCAAGAGAAGAAGCUUACCUUACUCGUCGGCGAGCCCGAAAAGCAGGAUAAUCAAGCAUUGCAGCGGGAGUUUCUGGCCGCGUUAGCAACCAUGGUCGAAGCAAACGUAGUGCCUAGUAAAAAGUUCAUCGCGGCUGUCGAGCGGACGUUGGACAAUAUCAAGAGUACCAUGGCGACCAACUGGUAUGCAUUUGGGUCCAAGGACGUGACGGAUAAAAUCGGCAAGGCUCGACGUGAUGGGAUAUGGAGACACUAUUUCUAG
Cladophialophora carrionii CBS 160.54 is the source of this 1497-nucleotide messenger RNA. RefSeq lists its product as uncharacterized. NCBI's taxonomy places the organism in Eukaryota, Fungi, Ascomycota, Eurotiomycetes, Chaetothyriales, Herpotrichiellaceae. The coding region runs from base 1 to 1497 and encodes 498 amino acids. The record is from RefSeq and is a predicted model, not a curated record. The transcript has a single exon.